GCGGCUCUGCAGUGGAAUACGCUCCUUAUUUGAGAGGAAGGUGAGAGCACUCGGAGUAACCGACCAGCGCGUGCGGAGCUGGACAGGACUUGACAGGAUAGGACUUAAACGCGGCAUCACGAGAGGAAAAAAGUCACUCCUGGGUUCCUCUCACUUCAAAAAAAACAUCGCUCAAAUCCCCAGACAGCUCCAGCGAAAAAGGGAAUAACAUCUGUUUAUCUGCAUAUUUCUAUGUUCAAAACACAAGAGGAGAAAAAACAGAGAUCGACGGAGGACACAAAACAUCUCAGAGGAUGCAGAAUUAGAAAGAACAAACUGUCGCUGGAGGACCAAAGGGAGGACAAACCUUUUUUCUCGCACAUCCACCAGUGUGGAGUCAGAUCACCUGUACCUCCGGAUUAAAGAGCAGGGUCAUGUCCCAGUUGCCAUGCGCAUCGCCACGCUGACCUGCCUCCCUGGCCCCUCCCCCUUCCUCUUUCUAUUGGCCCAGCUGCUACUGCGGCUCCUCCUCCCUGGGCCGGAGUUGGUGGGAGCCGCCUCCUCCUGCCCCUCCCACUGCACCUGCUCCAACCAGGCGAGCCGAGUCAUCUGCACGCGGCAGAGCCUGGAAGAGGUGCCCGAGAGCAUCUCAGUGAACACGCGAUACCUCAACCUGCAGGAGAACUCCAUACAGGUAAUCAAGUCAGACACUUUCAAGCACUUGAGGCACCUUGAGAUCCUCCAGCUCUCCAAGAAUCAGAUCCGUCAGAUUGAAGUCGGAGCAUUCAAUGGCCUCCCCAACCUCAACACACUGGAGCUUUUUGACAACCGCCUCACACUGGUGCCAUCACAUGCCUUUGAGUACCUCAGCAAGCUGCGGGAGCUGUGGCUGCGAAACAACCCCAUCGAGACUCUGCCGGGCUAUGCCUUCCACCGAGUGCCCUCGCUACGACGCCUGGACCUGGGUGAGCUCAAGAAGUUGGAUUUCAUCUCUGACGCAGCCUUUGUUGGCCUCAUCAAUCUACGAUACCUGAACCUUGGCAUGUGUGGGCUGAAAGACAUUCCCAAAUUGACAGCCCUUGUGCGUUUGGAGGAGCUGGAGUUGUCGGGGAACAGGCUGGAGAUCAUCCGACCUGGUUCCUUCCAGGGUUUGGUGUCUCUCCGCAAACUGUGGCUUAUGCACUCACAGGUGUCUGUCAUUGAACGCAAUGCCUUUGAUGACCUGAAAAACCUGGAGGAACUCAACCUGUCCCAUAACUCUCUACACUCGUUGCCCCAUGACCUCUUCACGCCUUUGCACCAGCUGGAGAGGGUUCACCUCAAUCACAACCCAUGGGUCUGCAACUGUGACGUACUUUGGCUUAGUUGGUGGUUGAAAGAAACAGUGCCCAGCAACACCACCUGCUGUGCCCGCUGCCAUGCACCGCCAUUCUUAAAAGGUAAAUACAUUGGAGAGCUUGAUCAGAGCCACUUCACUUGCUAUGCGCCUGUCAUUGUAGAGCCACCUACAGACCUCAAUGUCACUGAGGGUAUGGCUGCGGAGCUCAAGUGUCGUACAAGUACCUCCACAACAUCAGUCAACUGGAUCACCCCUAAUGGAACUCUAAUGACCCAUGGAUCUUACCGGGUUCGGAUAUCUGUUCUGCAUGAUGGCACACUCAACUUCACAAAUGUCACUUUGAGAGACACAGGGCAGUACACGUGUAUGGUGACCAACGCUGCUGGUAACACAACGGCAACAGCUGUCCUCAAUGUCACCGCUGCUGAUGCCAGUGUCAAUUACACCUACUUCACGACAGUCACUGUGGAAACAGUGGAGACCCCAGGAGAAGAGGAGUCUGCACUGCAAGCCAUCAACGAGACCUUCAUUCGCGUUCCCCCUGGUCCCACUCCCUCAGGCCACCUGUGGCCGGAUCAUGUUUCAACCACAGUGUCCUCCCUGCCAGUGUCCUCAUCUUCUCCUCGGGCCACCAGACCCACCUUCACUGUGCCCAUCACGGAACCAGGCUUCUCUGGCCUGGAUGACGUGAUGAAGACCACCAAGAUCAUCAUCGGCUGCUUCGUAGCUAUUACCUUCAUGGCAGCGGUGAUGCUGGUGGUGUUCUACAAGCUAAGGAAGCAGCACCAGCUGCAUAAGCACCACGGCCCUGCUCGAGCCAUUGAGAUCAUAAACGUGGAGGAUGAGCUGGGGGCUGGGGCAAGCGGUCGGGGAAGUGGCAUCUCAGGAGGCUCUACCAUGACCCAGAGUGGAAACAGUGGAUUAGGAGGGGGCCAGACCCUCCGACUGCACCAUCCGGAGAUUGUCAACCUGCCGAACCUGGCACGAUCGGAGCACCUCAACCACUACUACAAAACCCAUCACUUCAACAACAACACAAUGGGCCUGGGCAUUGGCACAGGUUCUGGAGUAGGCCUCAACAACAACAACAACCCCUCGCCUUGCUCUCAGUCUCAGAAUACGUGUUCCCAGAUUCAAACCUCCACCAGUGGAGGAACGCCCACAGGUGGAACCUUGCCCUCCCCUAUGCCCCUGCCCCAGUUGGGUCUCCACAGUUCUCUCAAAGGCCUUAUGGGGAAAAGCCAGAAUGAGCCUCUGCUUUUUAAGAGUGGCUCCAAGGAAAAUGUGCAAGAGACUCAAAUUUGAGUAGAAGUGAGAGCGGAAUAAGAGGUAGAGAUGCUUGAUAGAGACAGUGAGACAGAAAAGAGCCUGUGAGACCGAGUAAACAAGACUGAUUGUAGCCUACUGUCCUCCUGGGCAGGUUCCAGAAAAGAUUAUAUUUCACAUAGUCACUGCUUUACAUUGUCAGAGUGUUGACAGAGAGAAGCAGAUAGGUAGACAGAAGGAGACAGUGUACAACAUCGCAUCAGCACCAGUCCCAACAGUAGCAUUUUCACAUGCUUUUAAAUUCAGUUAGAAACAAACAUUUAAGAUGUACAAGCCAAACAUUAGAAUCAUUUAGCUGUCUGUUAACCCUGUGAUAGUCUCUGCCAAAGUUGAAGCCAACUCUUUUUAUUUGCUUCCACAAUCACAGUGGAAAUAUAUAAAUAAUGCACGAGUGAUGAACCUCUUUAGGUUUGAUGCAAAUGAAUGCAUAUAUUUCCAGACACAGUUCAUAUAUUUGGAGAGAGACAUAACACUGGCCAUCAAACAUGUUGUCGUAUUAGUGUUUGGCAGAGACUCCAGAUAACAAACAAUGGUUUGGGUGAGCGGUAUGGUCCCAGGUUUCCUGGAAGCACUAACACAGAAGAGAGAAAGCAAAAUUAGAGCAAUGCGAUGAUUCUGUCCAGGACACACGUAUCAGGCUGAUUCUUUGCAGGGAGACAGAAAACAACAUAUUAUUCAGAGAUGUUUUACUCUCAGUUUCUCACUAAGUCCCUUUUACAUCCUACUGGCUACUGUCUUCUUGGAAAGAGGAGAGAAAGAAGGUUUCAUCAUGGGGCAAGGAAAAUCCCCAUAAAGGACUUAGAGAGAUAUUAAAAAAAAAAAGACUGAAAGUACAUAUUAUAUAUACCGUAAAUAUAUUUUCAUUCAAAGAAAUAAAUUAUAAAGAAUCUUUAUCAAGCUUUGGACUUAAACUACAAAGUCUGAAGAAUAGUUUAAAAAAAAAAGAGGCACAGCUGUUGUAGUGGCCCUCCCUUUCGACUUUUCCGAACUUGGAACAAGAUGGCCGACUGUGCCGCGUACGAACACAUGUGGCGUCUGUCGAGAGGGAGCCAAAACAAAAACCUGGCAAUGUAUUUGAGUGAAUUUAUUUUGGUCUUGACUUUUUUGUAGCCACACAGAACGUGUUUUCCCUCUCCUGUCGCAUUCACACAAACAGGGUCAUUGCAGAAGGGAAAUCUUUACGAACCACGACUACAGCUCUUCAUCAUUUGUUAUACAGCAUAGCUAGAGUAUUAAUAAUAAUAAUCAUAAUGGUAAUAAUGAUAACAGGCUUUAGCUUUAUUUGUCAUAAUGGCCAUGUAAUGAUGAACAAUGUGGUAGAAUAUUUUACUGUAUUACUAAAAUGUUGCACAUGCUAGCUUGCUAGUCACAUUCUAGAUUUCGUAAAAAUAUUUCAAAAUGAAGAUAUGACAUGUUAUCAUUGUUAUCAUUAAUAUGACUAUUAUUAUUACUACUUGUGCCUAUAAAUAGCUGAGAAUACAUAUUUUUUCAUUUGUAUAUGACACUGAAGUUGUUUAGUGACUGACCCUGUUGGACUGGAAUAGCACUGGGACGAAGUCAGCGAACUCAACACGCAUCAGCAGGAAAUAACCCGGCCCUCAAGUAUGGCUUCCUCACUGACUGGCCUGCUCUGAUGUCUGGAGCAGGUGGGACCCCUCAUGUUAUCACACAGCUAAGACAGGACACGAACCUUUGAUGAAGACUGCCUCUUUGCGGGGGAUUAUUUCACAACUGUAUCUCAGUGUUAUCGUGUAUGAGUGGAUUUCAUGGCAGCAGGGAGCUAAGUGGACGGCAGGCACUGGCGAGCAUUUUUAAAGGUAAGCGAAGCUCGUUCAGUGAAGCAGAAGGUGGCAUACAGUGCAGUAUACAAUGGUGGGUGAAUUUUUUCUAAAGAUAAAGGACAAUUAAAUAAAAAAAUAUAGAAGCUUAUAGAUCUCUUUUAAAAAAAAAGACAAAAUUAUUAUGAUAAGUGUUUUUCAUUUUGGGUUUUUAUCAAGUUUGAUUAUUUUCUGUUUUUUUAAACAAGUGUUAUCUUUAUUGUAAUAUUGUUAUUGUUAUUAUAAUUAGCUAAUUACACUGGUUAUCAUUCUGAGAGAUGUUCUGUUAGCAGAGGUCACUUUGAAAAUUAAA
Molecule: messenger RNA, 4774 nt
Organism: Cheilinus undulatus (humphead wrasse)
Lineage: Eukaryota; Metazoa; Chordata; Actinopteri; Labriformes; Labridae
Gene: lrrc4ba
Product: leucine rich repeat containing 4Ba
Exons: 3
Coding region: 428-2623 (731 amino acids)
Cellular component (GO): plasma membrane
Molecular function (GO): protein binding
Source: RefSeq, a predicted model, not a curated record